Messenger RNA from Rhododendron vialii, 1553 nucleotides. RefSeq names its product GDP-fucose transporter 1-like. Gene Ontology annotation, molecular function: GDP-fucose transmembrane transporter activity; antiporter activity. The record is from RefSeq and is a predicted model, not a curated record. The coding region runs from base 193 to 1248 and encodes 351 amino acids. Gene Ontology annotation, cellular component: Golgi apparatus. Lineage: Eukaryota; Viridiplantae; Streptophyta; Magnoliopsida; Ericales; Ericaceae. The transcript has 3 exons.
AAUCAAAAUAGGAAAAGGUUUUGACGAUUACAGAAAACCGGACCGGAUCAAAAAAGAGCUGGGGCCAUUUCCGUCUCCCUCCCUCUCUCUCUCUCUCUCUCUCUCUCUCUCCACUUGGUCGCGAUGAAUCCUCCGACACUCUCACAGGCAAAGGUUUACUACGUCUAGCAUUGAAUUUUGGGGAGUAAAGCUAUGGCAUCGAUUCGACUUGAUGCAUCUAAGCAGUACUAUGCAACCAGCAGUCUUGUAGUUGGUUAUGCUCUCUGUUCUAGCUUGCUUGCCGUGAUAAACAAAUUCGCCAUUACCAAAUUCAACUACCCAGGUCUUCUAACUGCGUUGCAGUACUUAACAUCAGCUCUAGGAGUGUGGGUUCUGGGCAAGUUGGGUUUUUUGCACCAUGAUCCUUUCGUGUAUGAUACCGCAAAGAAGUUCCUGCCCGCAGCAGUAGUGUUCUAUCUCGCAAUCUUCACCAACACCAAUCUUCUUCGCCAUGCCAAUGUGGAUACAUUCAUAGUUUUUCGAUCAUUGACGCCCCUUCUGGUUGCCAUUGCCGAUACUGCAUUUAGAAAGCAGCCGUGCCCUUCAAAGCUUACCUUUCUUUCCUUGGUCAUUAUUUUGGGCGGUGCUGUUGGAUAUGUUGCCACAGAUUCUGGUUUUACCCUCACCGCGUAUUCGUGGGCAUUUGCUUACUUGAUCACAAUUACGAGUGAGAUGGUUUAUAUUAAACACAUGGUUAUGAAUCUUGGGUUGAACACUUGGGGUUUCGUGUUCUACAACAAUUUGUUGUCUUUGAUGAUGGCUCCAUUGUUUUGGAUUGUUACGGGAGAAUAUGCUGAUGUUUUCGCUGCUGUGGGAUCAAGAUCGGAGAACUGGUUUCAGUUUGAUGCAUUUUCUGCUGUGUCGCUUUCGUGCGUGUUUGGGUUGCUCAUCAGUUUCUUUGGAUUCGCUGCCAGAAAGGCAAUCUCUGCCACGGCUUUUACUGUCACCGGUGUUGUUAAUAAGUUUUUGACUGUUCUAAUCAACGUGUUGAUUUGGGAUAAACAUGCGGGUCCCUUUGGUUUGGUUUGCCUUCUCGUCACGAUUGCAGGAGGUGUUCUUUAUCAGCAGUCGGUAACUGGAGCAGCAAGCACUGCUCCAUCACAGCGUGAUUCUGCCGCUUCUAAUCUCAUUGAUAGCGAGAAUGAUGAUAGAGUGGAGGAUGAAGAGAAGGGCAUCUCUGGCACGAUGUUCGUGUUAUCACAAUUGUAGAAAAUUUGAGACUAUAUGAAUUCUUAGGCUAAAAAUAUAUGUACUUUCCACUUUUGCAGUGUCCGUGUUCGUAUUGAUUUAUAAUUGUCCGUGUCCGUGUCCAUGUCCUGUCCUUGCUUUCUCAAGUUCAAGUUUGGAGAGAUUGGGAAGACUUUGAGAAAAUUCAAACAUGUUAGCUCUUUGCUGCUUCUUUCAGCUACUGCUGUAUUCAUUUCGUAUGGCAGAAAGUAGCAACUAAAAUUGUGGUGGUUGAUGGAUUAUUGAUAUAAAAUUAGAGCUACAAUAUGAUGGUUACUUUACUCUUU